Thermochaetoides thermophila DSM 1495 is the source of this 264-nucleotide messenger RNA. RefSeq lists its product as uncharacterized. The record is from RefSeq and is a predicted model, not a curated record. The transcript has a single exon. Bases 1 to 264 code for a protein of 87 amino acids. NCBI's taxonomy places the organism in Eukaryota, Fungi, Ascomycota, Sordariomycetes, Sordariales, Chaetomiaceae.
AUGGUGGCGACUGCGACACGAAGCAAAGGCGGGAGGGGGCCUGCAGUGCAGACGGAAAAGGAGCAAGAGCAAGAGCAAGAGCAAGAGCAGGAGCAGGAGCAGGAGCAGGAGCAGGAGCAGGAGCAGGAGCAAGAGCAGAUGGGAAAGGGAGAAACGAAGAAGGAAAAGAAGAAGGACAAGAAAAAGAGGGAGCCGGAACUUCCGGCUGUGGAGGAGUUGCCCAAGCGGAGGAGGGGACGGCCGCCGAGGAGGUACUUGGAAUGA